AUGUUACUUCAACUUCCAACAGAGCUAAUACAGCUAAUUCUUCGACAUUGUGAUACACCAGCCUACUUUCAGGUAGCCUUUUCAAGCCGCAGGCUUUACGAGAUUGCUUCCAGUAGCCGAGAAGUCAUCAUUCAUCAGUUACAUAAUACUCCUGGCUGGAAUGACGGUAUUGAAACUCUUCAAACUAAGCAUCUGUUUGGUGAGUUGAUGAGACGGUCUUAUGAACACUUAGAUGGCGCAGAGCAUUACGCCAGCCCCACCUAUGAGUAUCAAAGUCAAGUGAUUGACUACCAUGCAUCAACAAUUGAGGCAUCAGAAGACAGCAUUCGAGCACUGCUUGUCUUCAAAGGUCACAGUACUGUGCAUCUGGUUGAUAUGAGCGAUGGGGAUCGGACUGAGGUGGAAUUGAAAUCACCAGGACAAGAUAUCGGGGAGGUCGAGAUCCUGCAGACUGCUUUUGAUGGAAAUGGCGGAGUCGCCGUGCUACAUCGAUUCAAACCAUUCUUAGACCAAGAAUUGGACACAGAUCACCCAUUUGUUAAACAUGCCCUAGAGUCUUGCCCCAACGGGAGUAUUCACCUGGCCUGUCAUCGCUUGGAUUCUCCGAAAAACACCAUUCGAAUGUGUGACUUUCCCGAAUGCCGAGAUUAUAGGCCACUGGCUUUGUCCGCUGCCAACGGCAAAUUCGCAAUAUCAUGGCAAAACAUGCUCGACCCCUCUGAUCAUUACGUCGUUCUUUAUACCCAGCUCUACGACGACGAUGACGAAGCGGAAGACGAAGAUGAAGAUGGUUCAAGCGAAGGCGUUCUAGCGGAAGGCAAGGGAGAUAAUCCCUGUAAAAUUAUUCAUGCCGCUCUUGAGGCCUACGUUUUGACAAGCUCCAACGAUCAAGACCCGCCUAUCCGUCCUUCUCGAAAAACAGGCCCCGCGACAAGGCUGGCUUUCAAUGAUCGAGGCUUCCAGUUGCUAUACCACUACCGGACUCAAAAUAUCUACGGUGCCUUUCAGAGACUUCAUCGCCUCCCUGGCCUCCUCCCAGGCGAGCCAAAGCCACAUGUUAAUGAGAAUGCAUGCACCGUGCAGUUUUCGCCUUCCCUCUCGCUUCAAUUCUCAAUUGGAAUACCAUUCUUCGGUACCCAUGAGCUCGGCAAUAUAAACCAGGGAGAACAGUGUCAUUGGCAGUACCUCGCCUUCGGGAUUGCCACCCACCGCGUUGAAAAAUGGACCGUGGCAUGCCUCCUGAAGUCUGAGACAUACACUGGCCCACGAUGUACCCAUGUUCUGAAUCUCGACCGCGGUAGGCGUUUUGAUAACUGGCAGAUCAUGGCGCGGCUUGGGGGAUUCCGGGAGGUAACAACUUCACAUGGAUCUCCUGUGGCAACGUCCCGUCGUGGAACUCGUGUUGCUGUCGCUAACUGGAAAACACUCUAUGUCUGGGCACUGAAUCCCUCGGAAUUGAUUGGAGACAAUGGUACGGGCUUUUAUCCAUCAUCGUGGGAAUCCUCUACAGGUGCCAUCGAGCUGCGACCAGUUGUUCUCCAGUUAGAGGCGGUUUGCUCUCAACUAUGCUUCACUGAAAAGGAAGACGAACUGGUUGCGGUUACUGAUCGUGGAAUGUUGUUUCUGAAUCUCGGUUACAAUGAAAAAGGCAAGUAG
This is a messenger RNA of Penicillium robsamsonii, 1656 nucleotides long. Its product is annotated as F-box domain protein. Gene Ontology annotation, molecular function: protein binding. The record is from RefSeq and is a predicted model, not a curated record. The transcript has 2 exons. Lineage: Eukaryota; Fungi; Ascomycota; Eurotiomycetes; Eurotiales; Aspergillaceae. Bases 1 to 1656 code for a protein of 551 amino acids.